AACAGACACCGACAGCCUAGUGACAGGGAGAUCCGAGAGAUUGCGAAAAUAAAAAAAAAAUACAUAAAAACUAUCGCUAAGUGUCUGUCAGAUUGUGUCAUCGAAAGGGACAGAGGCAGGUAACGACGGUGGUGACAGCGAGGAGUCAGUCCAUCAGACCGAAACGAAUCGCUGGCUCCACCCACCAGAAUGGAGGAGCCAAUGGAGGAGGGCCACACCCACUGCGUAAACUGCGUGAAUCGAAGGUGCAUGGCCAAGCCAGAGCCUGGCGUUUCCUGUGACCUCAUUGGCUGCCCCAUGACCUGCGGCGCCAUUUUCCACUCGUGUAAAGCGGACGAGCACUGUCUCCUGUGCCCGCUCGAGAGAGUGCCUUGCUUGAACAGCGGCUUCGGCUGCCCGUUCACGGUCGCCCGCAACAAAAUCGCCGAGCAUCUGGAGACGUGCCCGGCGAGCGUGGUCUGCUGCACGAUGGAGUGGAACCGCUGGCCCAUCGGCUACGCCGACCGCAAGUCCUACGAGAGUCUGAGCAAGGACCUGGAUGUGGUAGACCAGCUGGACAUGGCUCUGGCUUUGCAAGACCAGCGGAUGCUGCUGGAGUCCCUUAAAGUGGCCACCAUGGUGUCCCAGAGUAUUUACAGUCAGGUCGCGGACAGCGCGGCCGUGCCCACAAGCGUGCCGGAGGAGGGAGCCGCCAACGGCGCGGUUGGCAUGGAUGCGGAAUCUUACAGUGAACUUUACCAAGCCACAGUGGAGACCAGUAGGAGCUUAGCAGCAGCACUGGAUAUCCUCAGCAGCUCGACCAAGGAAACGGACAUGGGGAACAGAAAGGUAAUGGAGGAAAAGUUGAACAGAACUGAAGUGUUGCGUGACCAAGAUGAGGGAGGUUUGGACUUGGAGAAUGUAGAGAUGAAGGAGUGUGAGGGAGACGCAGACCAGGAGCUGGGAGCUGUGGGUGGACUGGACCAGGGGGUCAGAGCAGACCCAGGGGACCAAGCUGUGGGUGUGAGAAGCACACAUACAAAGCGGAAUCAAAGUGAUGAAUAUCCGGCAGACAGUGUGGACGCGGACAGUAUGAUGGCUCUUGCCGAGGGGGAGGAGAAGGCCCUGUGUAACGGCUUUCACUUCAGCGGGGGUCACCAAACGGGUCAAGAUCAGGACCAAAUGGAUUUCGACCAGACAGAAUUGAUGCACUCCGAAACAAACGGGCCCUGUGAAACCAGGCAGCCUGAAGAAGGACCAGAUCAGGAUCAUUCCAUUCCAGCAGAGGCACAGGAGCCCUCUGGAUCCCCGCUGCCAGCGGCACCGUCACCCAUUCAGGCUUCCCUCCCCGACCCUCCCCCAAACAACGGCCCCCAGCAGCCGCCGGCCGACAGCGAGGACGGCUGGCCGGGCUGCAAGCUGCAGAAUGUGCAGGUGCUGCGGGGCACCAGCGCGUUCAUGGUGAACGGCCGCAGGGCCCUGCUGACCGACUCCUACCUGUUCCGCGCCAAGACGGAGGACAAGGCCGUGGAUACUUCGGACCUGGAGGUUCCGGACGACCCGAUGGGCCUGCAUGGGAUCGACCUGAUCACGGCGGCGCUGCUCUUCUGCCUGGGCGACUCUCCCGGUGGCCGGGGCGUCUCCGACAGCCGCUUCGUGGACGGCUACCGCGUGGACUUCGGCACGCAGACCUUCUCCUUCCCCUCAGCCAUCCUGGCCACCGACACCAUGGUGGGCGACAUCGCCUCGGCGUCGGCCUGCGACCACGCCAGCCCCCAGCUGUCCAACCCCAGCCCCUUCCACACGCUGCGGCUGGACCUGGUGCUGGAGUGCGUGGCCCGCUACCAGACCAAGCAGCGCUCCAUGUUCACCUUCGUCUGCGGCCAGCUCUUCCGCCGGGACGAGUUCUCGUCGCACUUCCGGAACGUGCACGGGGACAUCCACGCCGGGCUGAACGGCUGGAUGGAGCAGCGCUGCCCGCUGGCGUACUACGGCUGCACGUACUCUCAGCGCCGCUUCUGCCCGUCCGCGCAGGGUUCCCGGGUCGUGCAUGACCGCCACCUGCGCUCGUUCGGGGUGCGUCCGGCAGCGCCCACGCUCCCGGACGAGCCCCCGCGGGGGGCAAGCUCCGCGCCCCCGGCCCCGGCCCCGCCCGGCGACCGCCUCAGCCGCCUCCCGUUCGAGGUGCUGCAGCACGUGGCGCGGUUCCUGGACGGGUUCAGCCUGUGCCAGCUCUCCCGGGUGUCCCGCAGGAUGAGAGAGGUGUGCGCCAGCCUGCUGCAGACCCGCGGCAUGGUGGUGCUGCUGUGGGCCAAGAGGCAGCGGCCCGACGGGACCACAUCCUGGCACAUCAAGGACAAGGUGUGGCGGUUCAGCACGGCCUUCGGCACCGUGCAGGAGUGGAAGUUCGCCGACAUCGCCAGCAUGGCCGACCACCUGAAGAGGUGCCAGUUCAACACGGUGGAGCGCCGGGAGGAGGCCGUCCCGUUACCCUGCAUGUGCUUCACCCGAGAGCUCACCAGGGAGGGGCGGUCCCUGCGCUCCGUCCUCAAACCAGUAUUAUAACAAGACGGCAGAGCCCCACCCACUACUCUCCCAGCAGGGACGAAAAACCCCACGCUAGCUCUUUGUGACAUACGACACUUAACCUGAUAUACUACAGAUUUAUACAAAAUACUCUAUUGCUGUGUAAAUAAACAGAUGUUUUGAUGUUAAGUUUAUUUUUCUAUGUAAGAUUCAGUACUGUGCUGCAUUGAAGUUGGAAAAGGAGCCUUAAUGUAUGAAAGAAUACUUGAC
Megalops cyprinoides (Indo-Pacific tarpon) is the source of this 2775-nucleotide messenger RNA. RefSeq names its product F-box protein 30a (gene fbxo30a). The record is from RefSeq and is a predicted model, not a curated record. NCBI's taxonomy places the organism in Eukaryota, Metazoa, Chordata, Actinopteri, Elopiformes, Megalopidae. Gene Ontology annotation, molecular function: ubiquitin protein ligase activity; zinc ion binding; protein binding. The transcript has 3 exons. The coding region runs from base 190 to 2544 and encodes 784 amino acids.